Messenger RNA from Phytophthora sojae, 495 nucleotides. RefSeq lists its product as hypothetical. Lineage: Eukaryota; Oomycota; Peronosporomycetes; Peronosporales; Peronosporaceae. The annotation marks the transcript as partial. The record is from RefSeq and is a predicted model, not a curated record. The transcript has a single exon.
AUGCUGCCACAUCCUUUGUGGUUAGUGGCAGUCUUCGCGGCCCGGUUCACAUUCCCCACGCAGGCAGCUCAGGACCACCAUUAUGCCACUACGGCAGAGUGGCCUUCUCUUCGCUUCCACUUCGCACUCAAGCGUAGCUCCAUGAAGGUGUUCGGCCAGUCCGAGUUCUCCAUGCUCGCUACCCCCGUUCUGUCGGCUGAUAGUUCUAAAGUGCUCUACGAUGUCUUCGCCCAAUUCACUGAAGACACGACACGUUACAACUACUCGGAGGUGUACGGCAAAACUUACCUGUCGACCAGCUCCGACAACAGGAACUUGCCUUCAUCGGUGGAGUGCAUUGACUCGGAAUCGAGGAAGGUUCCGUCGAUCAACUCUUUCGUAUCGGGAAUCAACGAAGCUGUACCUGUGUCGGGUGUAUCUGGGAGUACUGGUGACGUCAUCGAAUGCGCGCCCGGGAGCGUGUUCAAAGUGUCGGCGAACGGUAUCAAGUUCGCC